Molecule: messenger RNA, 402 nt
Organism: Mycosarcoma maydis (corn smut)
Lineage: Eukaryota; Fungi; Basidiomycota; Ustilaginomycetes; Ustilaginales
Exons: 1
Coding region: 1-402 (133 amino acids)
Source: RefSeq, a predicted model, not a curated record
AUGGCGCGCACCAAAGCUGUCAACAAAGCAUCUGCGAGCAAGAAGCGCAAGUUUGCCGAGGAGCGCGGUGUGGCCCAUCUGCUCUCGCUCUCGCAAUCCAUCGCCGACGCCGAAUCGCAACGGCAGCACGACCGUAUCCAAGCCACGAAAGCCAAGAUGCAAGCCGAACACGACAAGAAACUCGGUCAGUGUCAACGCGAAAAAGCGGACGCAUCCGUCGCAAGAGACCGAGUGGCCAAGCCAAAAAGCAAAGCACAGAUCAAGGCCGCAUUAAAGGCACAGCUAAGGCAAAAGGCACGAUGCAGAAAGGACAGGAGAAAGCAGCUCAAGUCUUCAGAUACCCAGCAAGACCCACUCUCGCCCAACAACCACAAGAAGAGCGUCUCGUUUGCGCUCGCGUGA